This is a messenger RNA of Pipistrellus kuhlii (Kuhl's pipistrelle), 2867 nucleotides long. It is a transcript of the gene CFAP99, whose product is annotated as cilia and flagella associated protein 99. Bases 389 to 2320 code for a protein of 643 amino acids. The transcript is spliced from 15 exons. NCBI's taxonomy places the organism in Eukaryota, Metazoa, Chordata, Mammalia, Chiroptera, Vespertilionidae. The record is from RefSeq and is a predicted model, not a curated record.
GCGCUCCCUGCCCGGGGCAGCCCGGGCGCCUAGCGGAGCCUUGAAACUACAAGUCCCGUCCGGCAUCGCAGGGGCGGGGCCCUGUGCGCUGGGCCCUUUGCCGCGCCGUGGGCGCAAGGCAUUCUGGGGGUUGUAGUCUUCUUGCUACGGCGCCGGAGCGUGAUGCGGGUUGCUAGGCGACGACAUCCAACCGGUUGUCGCCCUUCUUGCCUCCUGCGACGGGCGCCCCGGGUGCUUGCAGGAUCCCAGCGGAGCAAGGAGCGAAGCGGGGCGCCCAUCGACACUCCCGGGUCCCUUCACGCCCUCCCGUGCCGGGAGCCCCGGUGGCGGCGGGUGGAGGUCCGAGAGCGCCGUGCAGCGGCCCGCAGGCAGGGCACCUCCCGGGAAAAUGGGGUACCACGGAAAAUGCAUCGAGACUGUGAUCCGGCAGCUGGACCGGUUUAAGCCUGAGAAGGACAGUGCGGAGCAGCUCCUGGAGGACACGGCCGCCUCCCUGCAGGCCCUGAGCUUCGCGAAGCAGGCCUUCGUGCUGGAGGUGCUGUCGGGCUGCCUGGAGUACUGGCAGCCGCUGGCCGUGGUGGUGGAAGCCUUCUACGCCCAGGACGGCCGGCUCUGCCUGUGGGCCGACUACAACCGCUUCCUGGUGACCUGCUACCUGGCCACGUUCCAGCUCCAGGAGCUCGGCUUCCAGCGCUUCAGCAGCAUCGUCCGGUCCCAGCCAGCCGACAAGAUGCGCAAGUUCCUCGCCUUCUUCUUCAACCCCUCGAACCUGACCUCGUGGGUGCCGGACGAGUGGAGCCUCCUCUAUGAGAAGGAGCUGGUGCAGACCUGGACGGCCCGCCUGCUGAGAUGGCAGCCGGAGGUCCAGGGGCUCAUCAACCAGCUGGAGAGGGCGGCGACCGUUCAGCCCCCUUCUUCAAAGGCCAAGGCCACGGAGCCCAAGAAGUUCAACCUGACUGUUCCCAGGCCCCGGGGCCUUCCAGUGCCUGAGCCUGUCCCUGUCAUGGCUAAGCCAAGACCAGUCCCCAGGAGCACCUACCAGUUACCCAGGGAGCCGCAGGUGCUGGAAAUGACCAGGAGCUUAAAUCGCCGGAAGGCGGAGGAGCUGCUGCUGAAGGCGAACCUGGAGGAGAUGCGCUGUGCCAUGCCCUGGGCCCGCGGCCAGCCCCCUCGGCAGUGCCUCAAGAAGCUGCGGCUACCGUAUGCGGACCAGAUUGACCAGACUCCGAAGCUGACCUUCUACCCGCCCAAUGAGGUCCCAGUGAAGCUGAACACCACGGCCAUCCUGCGGGAAGGGGCCCUGUACCAGCGGCAGGUGGAGAAAGAGCUGCAGAGGGUGGACAGGCUCAUGGACGGGGCCGGGGACUUCUCCGAGUUCCUCGAGUGGCAGCAGAAGAUGCAGGCGAGGGACCGGGCGGAGCAGCGGGCGGCGGACGCGUGCCGGCGGCUGCAGGGGAAGCUCAGCCGCGAAGAGGCCGCACUGGCCCGGCAGCAGCUGCUGCAGCACAACCAGCGCCGGGCGGCCCAGAAGAAGGAGGAGAUGGUGGAGCUGAUGCAGCGCCGGGCGCAGCGGCGCCUGCAGGAGGAGCGGAGUGCGAAGGAGCGGGUGGAGCAGGCGGUGGAGGACCAGAAGAACAUCAAGGCCGCACAGACCAAGCUGCUGCGGGACCGGCGCCAGGCAGAUCCCGGGGCACGGCCUGGAAGGGGAGAUGUCGGUCGUGGAGUUGCGGGAGCGGCUGGCCCUGCUCAAGGAGGCCCAGCAGCGCCAGGAGGAGGAGAAGCGAGACCAGAUCAUCCAGGGCAAGCGCGCCCGGAGCCAGGAGCUGCAGGCGGCGCUGGAGCGGAUCGCGCUGUGCCGCGCGGCCAUGGGCCGGGCUGCGGCCCUGAGGCCCAGGGUGCAGGAGGCGGCUCUGGCGGACGAGCGCGUGCGGGAGCUGCAGCGCCGGAUCCAGGAGGUGGCCGAGCACCGCAGGCAGGCGGCCCAGCCCACCGUGCCGGCCUCGCGGGCCUCGUACCCCAAGCGGCGGGCGCAGCUGGAGGCGCAGCACUGGCUGAAGCUGGAGCAGAGCCUGGAGCGCAGGCUGCGGGCGCUGCAGCAGGAGGGCUCGGCCUGUGGGCCCGAGAGCCACCUGGAGGCCGCCUGAACGAGAUCCCGGCGUCGCCUGAGCGGGGCCAGCACGUCCUGGGCCCGAGAACCCCGGUAAUAAAGCGUGCCACCCGCCUGUGCGCCUCCUCUCGCUCGGCCGCCCCCACCGCCCGCCCCGCCGCCUGCCCCGAGCUCCACCUGCCCAGGGUGGUGCUGCGGAUGGAGACCGCCUGAUGCCAAAGCAGUGCCCGCGCUUUAUUUGGAGCCAGAUCAACCCGCCCGUAUUCAUGUGCUAAACAAGCCCCUGCUCCCCGGCUGCCAGCGCCAGAACCCCCUGCACGUAGCAACCUGCAACCUGCACUGUGUCCAGGGCUCAGAGGCUUAACCCGGGGACCCCAAGCCUGGGUGUGCGGGUGUGUUUGGUCGGAGAAGCGGCCAGGACUCUUGAGCCAUUGGGAACCGGCCUCUCUCAUGCCUCUUCUCCUGGAAACCUCACAGCGACGGGGCGUGGGCUGGAGGCGGGCUUGUCCCCCAUCCCUACUCAGUGGGCGCACUGCCCAUCCCCUCAGGGUCACCCAGAGCGCAGGCUGAGCCGCUGGCACCCGCCUGCCGGAGACAGGGACUGGUUCGUUCUCCUGGGUCCUGGGUCCCAGCACCAGGCUGGCGAGGGGUGGCCUUGGGAACGGGCUGGCUGUGCUGCUGCUCCCAGGAAGGCGUCUGUGGGCAAGCCCCCGGGGCGGGGCUGGAGACUGCCAGGUAGGCAGAUGUCCAGGAGAGAGAC